CCAAAGAUAAAGAAACACGGUACAGCUCAUAACAAACCCAACUCUCCUUAUAUAUCCUCUUCCUCCUUUCCUACCCUAAUUCUCAGUAGCAAUCAAACACAACAGAAACUUAAAUUCAAAGCGGAAAUACAUAUAUACCAAUUAUUGGAAGGGUUUUUCUUUUUUGUUUUUUUUUUUUUAAAUCAGAGAACCAAAAUUAUGGCAAACCUUGUCAACAAGUCCGGCAAGGCAGCGCCGGAGAAACCAAACUUUACUCAGACUUGUAACCUUUUGAGUCAGUAUCUGAAGGAAAGAGGCAGAUUUGGAGAUAUUAAUCUCGGGAUUAAUGGAAAGAUUGAAGCUAAAGGUUCUGAAUCAUCUAGACUACCUAAAACAACACUGAAUCUACUGCCUGAUAUUGAGCAAAAUUCAUCUGCAGAGAAUCCAUCUAGACCAUCAUUAUCUGCAGAGAUAAAAACUGCAGAUUUUUUUCCAAAAUUUGUGGGUUCUGGAUCUCCAUAUCCCGUUGAAGACUCCGCUAACAAGUCUGCAGAUUUGAGGAAACCCCCUUCCUCAAUACCAGCAGAUCCAGUACCAGCACAAAUGACUAUAUUUUACGGCGGUCGGGUGAUGGUAUUUGAUGAUUUUCCGGCUGAUAAGGCGAAGGAAAUAUUUGCUUUAGCUGCAAAAGGAAGCUCUAAUACUACAAAUGGCUUUCUAACUUCUCUUCCUACUGCUUCUGCAAUGGAUAAAAGUAGAACUCCUUCUGUUUCAAAUGAUGCUGGAGGAGAAGGACUUCAAUUAAGACCUCAAGAUACUAAUGGUUCUGAUUUACCAAUUGCUAGAAGAGCAUCGCUUCAUCGGUUCUUAGAAAAGAGGAAAGAAAGGGCUUCAUCAAAAGCACCAUAUCAAAUGCACAAACCCUCAUCUCCUCCCCGGCAUCCAAAACCCGAUGAAGAAAAAGAAGAAGGUCAAUCAUCGAAACAGUUUGAUCUUAACUUGUAGUUUGAUCAUUUGUUUAUAGCGUAUUUGAUUAAUUAUACAGAUUUAUUAAUUAGGGUUUUGUAGCGAUUAAUUACUUAGUUUAAAAUCCUAACUAUUCUUGUUAGGUUUUUAUACUACUUUGCUUGUACGUAUAUUAACUUAUUUCUAUUGAUUGAUUCCAUGAAUGUACACUGAAGAAUUUUCUUGAUGAUUUUUGAACGGAUAAAUUUUUCUUUGCUGAUA
Molecule: messenger RNA, 1206 nt
Organism: Jatropha curcas
Lineage: Eukaryota; Viridiplantae; Streptophyta; Magnoliopsida; Malpighiales; Euphorbiaceae
Product: protein TIFY 10A
Biological process (GO): regulation of defense response; response to wounding; regulation of jasmonic acid mediated signaling pathway
Cellular component (GO): nucleus
Source: RefSeq, a predicted model, not a curated record